AUGUCGUUGUUCAGGCAGUGUGCUUUUUAUGCGGCAAUACUUGCAAAUGCUGUUCUCUACGGCAUAGAGCUCAUCCUGUACUGCUGGAUCACCCACUCUCUCCUUUCCCGCCGCGACAAGUGGAGACGGGCGGGGACGUUCUACGUCGUGUUCAACACCGCGCUGCUCUGCUUCAGCACCAUCUUCGUCGUCACCGAAGCCGUCUUCGGGCUCGAGACCUGGGUUCUGCACCGGGACUUUCCUGGCGGACCGGAGGAGUACUCGGAGGCGUUCGUGUCGGUGUGGUACACGACGUUCAGCACCGCGUCGUGCGCUGCGGUCAACCUGCUCAACGAGGGCCUGAUGAUCUAUCGCUGCCACUGCCUGUGGCAAGACGCGCGCGUCAUCGUCGUCCCGCUGCUCCUCUACGCCGCCUCCUUCGGCCUUUCCAUCGCGCAGCUCGUCGCCUCCGGCGGGCCGCACGAGAACUUCUUCGCCGGCCUCGCCAAGUCGAUCGGCACCGCGUACCUCGCGUCCGUCAUCGUCCUCGGCGUGCUCGUCACCGCGCUCAUCGUCGCGCGGCUCACGCACACGAUGCGGCUGUCGCGGCCCGGCGCGCGGCGCGCCGGCCUCGCCCUCGACGCGUCGUCGCGCAUCGUCGUCGAGUCGGAGCUGCCGUGCGCGGCGCUCGGGGUCGCGUACCUCGCGACGUUCGCCGCGCGGAGCGACCUCUGCGUGUUCUUUGGCGCGGUGUACGCGAUAUCGAAGGUCAUCGCGCCGCAGGUGAUCCUGCUCCGGAUAGUGAGCGGGGCGACGUUCGCGUCCGCGGCGGACACGGCGAUUUUGACGACCGUGCCGGUGCUCACGAUGCCCUCGAUAUCGGACGAGGUCCACUCCUACGGGGGCGGCGCGUGUGUGAGAGACGCUGAUGCCGCCGAAGAUGCGUCGGACAAGGUUUGA
This is a messenger RNA of Epithele typhae, 939 nucleotides long. RefSeq lists its product as uncharacterized. Bases 1 to 939 code for a protein of 312 amino acids. The transcript is spliced from 5 exons. NCBI's taxonomy places the organism in Eukaryota, Fungi, Basidiomycota, Agaricomycetes, Polyporales, Epitheliaceae. The record is from RefSeq and is a predicted model, not a curated record.